AUGGAAGGCGGAUGGGGGCAGAUUGAGGAAGAUGGGGGCCGGAUGGAGCAUUCCCUCACCUGCAGCCACUGCCCUCACCUGCAGCCACUGCCCUCACCUGCAGCCACUGCCCUCACCUGCAGCCACUGCCCUCACCUGCAGCCACUGCCCUCACCUGCAGCCACUGCCCUCACCUGCAGCCACUGCCCUCACCUGCAGCCACUGCCCUCACCUGCAGCCACUGCCCUCACCUGCAGCCACUGCCCUCACCUGCAGCCACUGCCCUCACCUGCAGCCACUGCCCUCACCUGCAGCCACUGCCCUCACCUGCAGCCACUGCCCUCACCUGCAGCCACUGCCCUCACCUGCAGCCACUGCCCUCACCUGCAGCCACUGCCCUCACCUGCAGCCACUGCCCUCACCUGCAGCCACUGCCCUCACCUGCAGCCACUGCCCUCACCUGCAGCCACUGCCCUCACCUGCAGCCACUGCCCUCACCUGCAGCCACUGCCCUCACCUGCAGCCACUGCCCUCACCUGCAGCCACUGCCCUCACCUGCAGCCACUGCCCUCACCUGCAGCCACUGCCCUCACCUGCAGCCACUGCCCUCACCUGCAGCCACUGCCCUCACCUGCAGCCACUGCCCUCACCUGCAGCCACUGCCCUCACCUGCAGCCACUGCCCUCACCUGCAGCCACUGCCCUCACCUGCAGCCACUGCCCUCACCUGCAGCCACUGCCCUCACCUGCAGCCACUGCCCUCACCUGCAGCCACUGCCCUCACCUGCAGCCACUGCCCUCACCUGCAGCCACUGCCCUCACCUGCAGCCACUGCCCUCACCUGCAGCCACUGCCCUCACCUGCAGCCACUGCCCUCACCUGCAGCCACUGCCCUCACCUGCAGCCACUGCCCUCACCUGCAGCCACUGCCCUCACCUGCAGCCACUGCCCUCACCUGCAGCCACUGCCCUCACCUGCAGCCACUGCCCUCACCUGCAGCCACUGCCCUCACCUGCAGCCACUGCCCUCACCUGCAGCCACUGCCCUCACCUGCAGCCACUGCCCUCACCUGCAGCCACUGCCCUCACCUGCAGCCACUGCCCUCACCUGCAGCCACUGCCCUCACCUGCAGCCACUGCCCUCACCUGCAGCCACUGCCCUCACCUGCAGCCACUGCCCUCACCUGCAGCCACUGCCCUCACCUGCAGCCACUGCCCUCACCUGCAGCCACUGCCCUCACCUGCAGCCACUGCCCUCACCUGCAGCCACUGCCCUCACCUGCAGCCACUGCCCUCACCUGCAGCCACUGCCCUCACCUGCAGCCACUGCCCUCACCUGCAGCCACUGCCCUCACCUGCAGCCACUGCCCUCACCUGCAGCCACUGCCCUCACCUGCAGCCACUGCCCUCACCUGCAGCCACUGCCCUCACCUGCAGCCACUGCCCUCACCUGCAGCCACUGCCCUCACCUGCAGCCACUGCCCUCACCUGCAGCCACUGCCCUCACCUGCAGCCACUGCCCUCACCUGCAGCCACUGCCCUCACCUGCAGCCACUGCCCUCACCUGCAGCCACUGCCCUCACCUGCAGCCACUGCCCUCACCUGCAGCCACUGCCCUCACCUGCAGCCACUGCCCUCACCUGCAGCCACUGCCCUCACCUGCAGCCACUGCCCUCACCUGCAGCCACUGCCCUCACCUGCAGCCACUGCCCUCACCUGCAGCCACUGCCCUCACCUGCAACUGCAGUCACUGCCCUCACCUGCAGCCACUGCCCUCACCUGCAGCCACUGCCCUCACCUGCAGCCACUGCCCUCACCUGCAGCCACUGCCCUCACCUGCAGCGACAUAUCACACCUGCAGCGACAUAUCUCACCUGCAGCGACUGCCAUAUCUCACCUGCAGCGACUGCUCCGCCUGCACCUGCUGCCACACGCCGAUGAGCGCGUUCAGCACCACGAUCGCCACGAUCACCACCGGCUCCUGCGCUGCCACGUGGCGCGGGGAGAAGUACCACGCGGGGAAGCUGGGCGGAGGAAGGGAGGUGGAGGAAGUGGGCGGGGAGAUGGCGGAAGGGGGGGAGGGAGUGGCGGGGUCGUUUGUGGGAUCCGGGGGAGGAUCGAGGGUUGGUUCUUGUGGCGAGGAGGCUUGA
Closterium sp. NIES-65 is the source of this 2127-nucleotide messenger RNA. NCBI's taxonomy places the organism in Eukaryota, Viridiplantae, Streptophyta, Zygnematophyceae, Desmidiales, Closteriaceae. The record is from the annotation of a GenBank genome assembly.